Molecule: messenger RNA, 1008 nt
Organism: Rhipicephalus microplus (southern cattle tick)
Lineage: Eukaryota; Metazoa; Arthropoda; Arachnida; Ixodida; Ixodidae
Product: solute carrier family 52, riboflavin transporter, member 3-A
Biological process (GO): riboflavin transport
Cellular component (GO): plasma membrane
Molecular function (GO): riboflavin transmembrane transporter activity
Source: RefSeq, a predicted model, not a curated record
CGAGCCACGAUGGCCGAGUGGUGGUCCUUCACGAGCGACAGACGUCCGCUCGUCGACUUGCUGUGCAUGCUGUACGGCCUCAGCUCGUGGCUCGCAAUCACUGGACUGUGGAUGGAACUGCCGCUCCUGGUACACGCCUUACCGGAAGGUUGGGCACUGUCCGCCUCACUCAGCCUGGCCAUCCAGCUGGGAAACGUGGGCCCGCUUCUCUACGGCCUCGGUCGAUUCUUAAGGACGCGUGCAUUCACGGGUCCACGGGCACUCAGCGUGGCCAAUCACGUGCAGCUGUGCAUUGGACUCGCCGCCUGCGUAGUGCUGAUCUGUGCGUGGAAAGUAACUGCUUUUGUGCUACACCGGGAGACAAGCCUCGUGCUGUUGUUCGCGGCGUUUGCUCUGUCUAUCGUGGACUGCACUUCGUCAGUUGUGUAUCUGCCCUUCGUUGGCCGCUUCCGAGAGGUGUACAUGACCUCGUACCUUGUGGGAGAGGGCCUCGGCGGCGUCGUGCCCAGCCUUGUGGCACUGGCUCAGGGACUGAAUGAGCCGGAAUGCGUGAACGAAACCGUGACGCACAGGAAUAAAGGUGUGAAUGACUCUGCUGACUCGGAAGAGCGCCUGGUUACGGUGCUUUAUGUAGGUGCCACGAACUUUGACCCCGAGGUAUUCUUUGGUGUGCUAUUGCUGUUGGUGGUGCUCAGUUACGUGGCCUUCGUUCUGCUUGACAACUGCAGGUCGUUCGAAGCUGAAUGGCAGGACGACUUUCAGCAGCAGGUGACACGCCACCAUCAGGUGCUGUCGGCGGCACCAGACGCAAUGCACCUUAAUCCUCUGCCAGCUGCGAAGGAGGAGGAUAUGCGGAAGCAAUGCCCGAAGGCAUCUCUUAGUCAGAACAAUGCGGAAGUAUGCUUCAAGAGCACCAAUGCGAAGCCACGCCACUACGUUGUACUGCUUGCCAUACAGACAUGGGCCAGUUUGUUGACCUUCGGCUUCUUGCCUGCAAUACAGGUUUGA